Letharia columbiana is the source of this 915-nucleotide messenger RNA. RefSeq lists its product as uncharacterized. Bases 1 to 915 code for a protein of 304 amino acids. Gene Ontology annotation, molecular function: hydrolase activity, acting on ester bonds. The record is from RefSeq and is a predicted model, not a curated record. Lineage: Eukaryota; Fungi; Ascomycota; Lecanoromycetes; Lecanorales; Parmeliaceae. The transcript is spliced from 2 exons.
AUGCAUAGCUUCGGGUAUGACUCAGAUUGGGUCAAGGGCAAGGACAACUGCCUGAACAUUCAUCACUUCGGCAAGUCUUUACUUGGCGAAAUGAGCACGUCACCAUAUCUAAGCCAGGCAGAUACGGCAAUAGUGCUCAUCGGGCAUAGUAUGGGAGGCCUGGUUAUCAAGAAAGCCUACAUGCUCGCAAGGCAAGGUGCAGCGUACAAGGACUUGGCCGAACGCGUCCACACAAUCUGCUUUCUUGCGACGCCCCAUAGAGGUUCUGACUCGGCCAAGCUCCUGAACAACAUUCUGCACUUUGCUUAUUCGUCCCGUGCCUACGUUGCUGACCUUGAGCGAGGCUCCGGAGCUGUCCAGUCUAUCAAUGAUGAGUUUCGCAACUAUAGUGCUGACGUAAAUCUCUGGUCGUUCUACGAGACACAAAAGCUCAAAAUAGGGGUCCUUAGCACGCUCAUCGUUGAUCCGACUGCCACGCUAGGUUAUCGUGAAGAAAAGCAAAUACCGAUGAAUGCUGAUCACCGUUCAAUUUGCAAAUUUGAGACACCGACAGAUCCCAACUACGUAGUCAUUCGCAACGCGCUUGCGUCCAUGGUUCAAACUACCUCCAACCUAGUGCUGAGAUCGAAAGAGAGAACACGGCACAUGCAGAUCAAGGACCUGGAACAAUACCUACAGAUACCUGAGAAAUCAGCAGAUGACCUCGUCGCCAGCGAAGAUGCCCGUAUGGCGGGAACCUGCGAGUGGUUUUCAGCGAAAGAAAGCUACUUGAGAUGGAGUACCUUUGCUCUAGAAGCUCCAAGUGUGCUCUGGGUCACUGGAAAACCGGCGGCUGGCAAGUCUGUUCUCGCAGGCUAUGCAGUUGGUCAUUUACAAAACCUCAACGCAGACUGCAGCUAUUUUUUCUUCAUAUAA